AGUGCUGGAACAAGCCAAAUGUUACAAGUCGGAGAGCCUCGACGCAAGGUUACAAAUGGAGAGCAAAACAAGCAGAAAACCACCGAUUUUCCAGCUCACAAGAAUGAGCUCAUGAAAACGUCCAAUGAACAGACAAAAAAUGCAACAAAUACUAGAGAACUGGCAGAUGAGUUAGCUGCUGAGUUGAGGGAGAUGAAAGCGUGCAAUGCUCAGGGCAAGAUGUUGAGUUCUAGUGGAGAAUGCAUUCAAUUGAAUCCAAAGUUUGAGAUUAAGUGGAUAACGUUCAACGGAAUAACAAUGGAAAUCUAUGGUCAGAAGGGAGUCGAGAGAAUACAACGACACGAACUCCUAAAUCAUGGCUAUCAAAUCUUUUGGAGCGUUCCGUUUGCAAACAGAAAUUACACACUGACCGGAUCGUCUAAUAUGCUAUAUACUAACGGUGCAAUGUUUGGCCUACAAGGAAACAAUAUACAAGGCAACGUAUACAACUACUUUAGAGAAGACUCUUGUGGAGUGGCAGUCAGACAACCGGAUACUAAUGAAAACACUGAUUCCGAUUACAUCAGCGUUGUUGCCAUUGGAACGGAAUAGGUUUCCUAGUUAGACACAAACCGAACGAACACGCAAUCUAGAUUAAUUAAAGUGACAUUCAUACUUUUAGUUCUUGCUAUGAUCUGCUGUCUAACCGGUGCCCGUAUAAAUACCGGUGCCCGUCUAACAAUUGGAAUUGUUAUACGGGCACCGUACAAACUAGCGCGAGAGGGUCUGCUGGAAUCUCUAGCGCUAGUCUUGUCCGGUGCCCGUAUAAAAAUUUG
Corticium candelabrum is the source of this 815-nucleotide messenger RNA. RefSeq lists its product as uncharacterized. The record is from RefSeq and is a predicted model, not a curated record. The coding region runs from base 19 to 591 and encodes 190 amino acids. The transcript is spliced from 5 exons. Lineage: Eukaryota; Metazoa; Porifera; Homoscleromorpha; Homosclerophorida; Plakinidae.